Strongylocentrotus purpuratus (purple sea urchin) is the source of this 2091-nucleotide messenger RNA. RefSeq names its product zinc finger protein 474-like. The transcript has 4 exons. NCBI's taxonomy places the organism in Eukaryota, Metazoa, Echinodermata, Echinoidea, Camarodonta, Strongylocentrotidae. The coding region runs from base 215 to 1984 and encodes 589 amino acids. The record is from RefSeq and is a predicted model, not a curated record.
CAUCGAUGGAGCUCUAUUUGUGUACUGUUUCUAUGGCGAAUUUUAGCUAAUGAAAACACUGGCACUGGACAUCAAGUUUUACAGUCUUGUUGGUCAGAAUGUAACAUAAUGGUAGAACCACCAAGGCAUUUACCUACAUUUUCCUGCUCACAGAUUGUACUCUGCUGCAUGAUUUUAAGAUGUCAGAACAAGAUGUUUGCUGGAUGAUACCGUGAUGCCUGGGGCACUUCGCCCAGUAGCAGUUGUCUGCUACAUUUGCGGGAGGGACUUUGGAUCCAAGUCCAUCGGAAUACACGAGCCGCAAUGCAUGAAAAAAUGGAAGGCUGAGAACAGCAGCCUCCCUAAGCAUCAGCGUCGUCCUCCUCCUAGGAAACCUGAUUUAUUACCUGCCGUCAAUGGCUCAUCAUCCCAGGAUAUAGAGCGGUUUAACCAAGCUGCCUUGAAGUCAUCACAAGCCCAACUGCUACCAUGUCCAAACUGUGGGCGUACCUUCCUGCCAGACAGGUUGCCAGUCCAUCUGAAGAGUUGCAAGGGUGGCAAUGCAAUAAGCAAGAGAAGAUUGGAAAGUGCUGGUAGUGUGGCUAGAUCAUGGUCAGGUCCAGAUACCCAGACACCUAGACCACCCUCUAGACAGGAUAGGCCUGGAACAGCUACCCUUUCCCGUCCCAGCUCUGUUACCCUCCAACAGAGGAAGCAUGUAACCGUUACGCCCGUGAAAACCCCGGUCGGAAGGCAACAGAGCAACACCCAAGGGGGAGCUGGUUUCCAGCCAACACCACCACCACAGAAACGUAGAUCUCAAUUAACAUCUACGUCACAGGCAUCGUCACCUCAGAAGCCUCAAACUGUUGUCUGCUUUAUCUGCGGAAGAGAAUUUGGAAGCAAGUCGAUCUCCAUCCAUGAACCACAAUGCAUGCAAAAGUGGAAAGUGCAAAACAGUCAGCUCCCAAAACAUUUGCGGAGACCCCCUCCCAAGAAACCCCAGGCUCUUGGUCAAGGACAGCCCAUGGGUGUUGGUGCAGAAGCCUACAAUGCGAUAGCAUCCCAGAGUGCAAGUUCCCAGCUUGCUCCUUGCUCUAGGUGCGGGAGAACCUUUGCUUUGGACAGGAUUGAGAAACAUGAAUCCAUAUGCAGCGUGAAAUCUGGCACCGCACCUUCACGCGGCAAGACACCAUCAGAGGGUAACCAACAACUCAGCUCUUCGAAAUCUAGGAGCGGUCCUCAAAGCUUUCAACCAUCUCCUCCCUCAAAGCCAAGAACACUUGUCUGUUAUAUAUGCGGCCGAGAAUUUGGCAGCAAGUCCUUGCCAAUCCAUGAACCUCAGUGCUUACAGAAGUGGAAAAUACAGAAUAGCAAGCUACCCAAGGAGCACCGUAAGCAGUUGCCCAGGAAACCAGAUGCCUCUGGAGGAAAAUCAGCCAAUGAGGCUGCUAUGGAUGCAGCCAAUGCUAACCUUGUGGCUUGUAAAAAAUGCGGCAGGACCUUCAAUCCUGAUAGGAUAGAGAAACAUCAGUCGAUAUGCAGACCGAAAACAGGGACUGUGCUGAGACCAAAAACAGCCACAUUGAGUCUUGGGAAAGAGAACCAGAUGAAUAGUUCAAAGUCAAGAACUCCAAAGACUCCUAUCCCUCGACGGCCCAUUACCGUGGUCUGCUACCUCUGCGGACGGGAGUUUGGAAGCAAGUCGAUAUCCAUCCACGAACCCCAGUGCCUCAAGAAGUGGCACAUCGAGAAUGAUAACUUACCCAAGAAGCUACGCAGGCCUGAACCAGUCAAACCUGUUGUAACAGUGAUCCCCACCACAGGAAACAAGAGUGGGGGUUAUAAUCUUGAUGCCAUGAAUGAAGCAGCAUAUAAGGCAGCACAAGCUAACCUUGUGCCUUGUGACAUCUGCGGUCGUACCUUCCUCCCAGACAGGUUAAUGGUCCACAAGAAAUCAUGCAAGCCCAAGAAAGGAAGCAGCCUUCAGGGACCGGUGUCUUGAGGGAACCAUCUCAGAAAAUGUCAGCUAGUUCCCCUGCCCAUAAAGCAGUCUUUCAGUCCAAAUUACCAGAAUAAUUUGACUUGAUGGGACUGUCUCAGAAGUGUUUC